This is a messenger RNA of Puma concolor (puma), 735 nucleotides long. The record is from RefSeq and is a predicted model, not a curated record. NCBI's taxonomy places the organism in Eukaryota, Metazoa, Chordata, Mammalia, Carnivora, Felidae.
AUGGGCCGAGCUCGGGAAGUGGGUUGGAUGGCAGCAGGACUCAUGAUUGGGGCUGGUGCCUGCUACUGUGUUUACAAACUAACAUUAGGAAGAGAUGACAGUAACAAGUUGGAGGAGGAGGAAGAGGAAUGGGACGAUGACCAGGAGCUGGAUGAGGAGGAACCUGAGAUUUGGUUUGAUUUCACAACUAUGGCUCGGCCCUGGAGUGAGGAUGGGGAUUGGACUGAACCUGGGGCCCCUGGAGGCACUGAAGAUAGGCCUUCAGGUGGGGGCAAGGCCAAUCGAACACACCCAGUAACACAGCGCCCAUUCCCUUACGAACAUAAAAAUACUUGGAAUAAUCAAAGCUUUAGAAAUUUCAGUUGUGUUCUUGACCUCUCCAAGUGUCCUUUCAUUGAAAAUCAGGGGCAGAUUAAGAUGUACAUCAAUGAAGUGUGUCGGGAGACUGUGUCACAUUGCUGCAACUCGUUUCUGCAGCAGGCCGGAUUAAAUUUGUUAAUAAGCAUGACAGUUAUUAAUAACAUGCUUGCCAAGUCCGUUUCAGACUUGAAGUUUCCUUUGAUAGCAGAGGGAAGUGGAUGUGCUGAGCUUCAGGUUUUGAAACUGUUGAUGGGUUUGUCCGAAAAGCCAGUCUUGGCAGGGGAAUUGCUGGGUGCCCAAAUGCUGCUCUCAUUCAUGUCCCUCUUUAUGAGGAACGGAAACAGACAGGUUCUCCUGGACACCCUGGCCUCUUAA